AUGUGCGCGUUCUCCAGGAGGAUUCGAUCGGAUGACCCAUCCUGGUCACAACGCAAUGCGUUUCGUGCUUCGAUAUUUGAAAGAUUUAUCGAGCCAUGUAACAAAUCGUGGAGAAAACGCCUGCAAGCGUUUUUACAUCUUCCAGGCGGUGAUAUGUUGGAAACCCAAAGAUGGCAAAAUCGAGGACAGCAGGUACUACGAGAAGUGGAAGAGUGUCGGCGUGUAUUAAAAGAGCACCAUCUCAAAAAGUGUUUUGCCCCAUUCUAUUGUUAUCGAGAAAUUCGAUCUUUACCUGCUGAUGAACUAAUUUGGGCCAAUCAGUCUUGGAUUGUUUUGUAG
This is a messenger RNA of Gongylonema pulchrum, 339 nucleotides long. Lineage: Eukaryota; Metazoa; Nematoda; Chromadorea; Rhabditida; Gongylonematidae. The record is from the annotation of a GenBank genome assembly.